This is a messenger RNA of Triticum dicoccoides, 2185 nucleotides long. Its product is annotated as beta-1,2-xylosyltransferease XAX1-like. Gene Ontology annotation, cellular component: Golgi membrane. Lineage: Eukaryota; Viridiplantae; Streptophyta; Magnoliopsida; Poales; Poaceae. Gene Ontology annotation, biological process: plant-type cell wall organization. Gene Ontology annotation, molecular function: UDP-xylosyltransferase activity. The record is from RefSeq and is a predicted model, not a curated record. The coding region runs from base 255 to 1937 and encodes 560 amino acids. The transcript is spliced from 3 exons.
CCGAACUCAGCCACACCCACCCCACCCCACCCAGCUCAAAUCCGACGCCACCAACGACCGCGCCACCAAAAGCUUCCGCCUUUUCCUCCACUGAUCCCUCCUCAUCUUCUCUCUCACGGAGUCCAGGCCACCCCUCUCCUCCCUCGCUGUCUCCUUUCUUUCUUCCUCUGCGCUCGCGCGUGUGCCCCGCUGUUUAUGCGCCGGUAGAUCCCCGACGCGACGCGUCCCGCGGAGGAGGAGCUAGGCAGGCCGAGAUGAACUCGACGGCGUACUCGCGGCCGUCCAAGCUGCCGGGCGGCGCCGGCGACAGGAGGCCGCCCACGCGCCUCCGGGGCUUCGCCUCCAAGAUCGAGCCCAAGAAGCUCGGCGCUGGCCUCCUCGCCGGCUGCUGCCUCGCGCUCCUCACCUACGUCUCCCUCGCCAAGCUCUUCGCCAUCUACUCCCCCGUCUUCGCUAGCACAGCCAACACGUCCGGCCUGCUCCAGAACGCCCCGCCGGCGUCGUCGUCGUCGUCCGUCCCGGAGACGACGGAUGCCAUCCCGGCCGAAGACACCACAUUCAUCGGCCGCGAGAACGGCAACGCCGUGGAUCCCGUCGAUUUCCCAGAGGAGGGCCCGGCGUCGGCCGGCUCUCAAGAACCCGGCGUGCCGGAGGUGCUCUCGAGAAAGGAGGACGAAGCCGAGAAGGCGGCGGAGGCGGCGACGACCUCCGUGCCAAAGCCAUCCGCGGAGGGCGGCGCCGGCGGGGAGGGUGCGGCAUUAGCAAAGAUGAGCUGCGACGAGAACGGGGUGGACGAGGGGUUCCCCUACGCGCGUCCGUCGGUGUGCGAGCUGUCCGGCGACAUCCGGAUCAGCCCCAAGCAGAAGACCAUGUACCUGGUGAACCCGUCGGGCGCCGGCGGCUUCGACGAGAACGGCGAGAAGCGGCUCCGGCCGUACGCCCGCAAGGACGACUUCCUCCUCCCCGCCGUGGUGGAGGUGACCGUCAAGUCCGUCCCCUCGGCGGCGGCCGCGCCGCAGUGCACGAAGCGGCACCUUGUCCCCGCGGUGGUGUUCUCCGUGGCCGGGUACACGGACAACUUCUUCCACGACAACACGGACGCGCUGAUCCCGCUGUUCCUGACGGCGUCGCACCUCAAGGGCGAGGUGCAGCUGCUCAUCACCAACUACAAGCCGUGGUGGGUGCAGAAGUACACGCCGGUGCUGCGCAAGCUCUCCAACUACGACCCCAUCAACUUCGACGCGGACGCCGGCGUGCACUGCUUCGCGGCGGGGUUCCUGGGCCUGUACCGCGACCGGGACCUCAUCAUCUCGCCGCACCCGACCCGCAACCCGCGCAACUACACCAUGGUGGACUACAACCGCUUCAUCCGCUCCGCCUACGCGCUCCGCCGCGACCGCCCCUCGGCGCUCGGGGAGGUGCCCGGGAUGCGGCCGCAGAUGCUGAUCAUCUCCCGCGGGGGCACGCGGAAGCUGCUGAACCUGGAGGAGGUGGCCGCCGCCGCGACGGAGCUGGGGUUCAACGUGACGGUGGCGGAGGCGGGGGCGGACGUGCCGGCGUUCGCGCCGCUGGUGAACUCCGCGGACGUGCUGCUGGCGGUGCACGGGGCCGGGCUGACGAACCAGAUCUUCCUGCCGACGCAGGCGGUGGUGGUGCAGAUCGUGCCGUGGGGGAACAUGGACUGGAUGGCGACCAACUUCUACGGGCAGCCGGCGCGGGAGAUGCAGCUCCGGUACGUGGAGUACUACGUGGACGAGGAGGAGACGAGCCUCAAGGACAAGUACCCUCGGGAGCACCUGGUGUUCAGCGACCCCAAGGCGCUGCACAAGCAGGGGUGGCAGGCGCUCGCCGAGACCAUCAUGAAGCAGGACGUGAAGGUGAACCUCACCAGGUUCCGGCCCUUCCUGCUCCAGGCCAUCGACAAGCUGCAGGAGUAGCCGCGGCGCCGGCGCCGGCGUCUCCGUUGUCAUCGCAGGUUGGUAAUGGAAGGUAUACCACUCACGGUCACAAUCACAUAAACAUACACAGGCAAACACGGCGGCGAGAAACAUUGUAAUACUGGAAAGGGUCAUUGUCUGAUGAACAUAGGAGGCUUCGAAUUGGUUUGUUGGUUGGUUUUGUAUUUACUCAUUUUGGUUGGAUAGUGCAGUUGCACGCAAGAGGAAUGUUCAUUAUUUGUUCUUCA